This is a messenger RNA of Mytilus trossulus (common blue mussel), 7987 nucleotides long. RefSeq names its product homeobox protein dve-1-like. Lineage: Eukaryota; Metazoa; Mollusca; Bivalvia; Mytilida; Mytilidae. The record is from RefSeq and is a predicted model, not a curated record. Gene Ontology annotation, biological process: regulation of transcription by RNA polymerase II; chromatin remodeling. Gene Ontology annotation, molecular function: DNA-binding transcription factor activity, RNA polymerase II-specific; RNA polymerase II cis-regulatory region sequence-specific DNA binding. The coding region runs from base 278 to 2434 and encodes 718 amino acids. The transcript is spliced from 6 exons.
CUCCUUAAUAUUCUUAACUGAAGACUUGAGUAUAUCUGGCUAUGGUUAGGGACUCGUUGUUUACAAUAAUGUUAGACACGGGAGGCUCAUGUCUGACAUUUCACGACAAAGUGCUCGUGCAUUCGUGAAACUUUGUCAAGGCGACUUUGUUGGAAAACUAUCAAUAUAACUCGAAUGAAAGUUGAGAUUUCAGCAUCUUUCAUCCCAUAGAGUGAUACCAUAUUGUGUCUUUUAACUCUGGGACAGUUUUGCUGUUUUGGAACCUACUGAAUUUAUAAUGGACUUCCAUGCUGCAAUGGAAACUUUUGCUGAAGCAUGGGUUGCUGCCAAUGUCCACACAGCAGUGAACACAGACCCUGGACAGAUAAACAAGCAGAGUCAGAAUAUGGAGGAUCAGACGACUAAUGUAACGAAAGAUCAUCCUAAAGUGAUUGCCAACCACCAACAACCACCAACUUCCCAACCAACCAGCCCUACAGCAGGUGCCAAGUCCCUACCCAUUCAUUGUGUAGUAGAACAGACCAGCGGACCAGUAUCGUUUGAUGAUGACGGAAGUUCACACUACACUGUAGAACUUGACAGCUACGCAAUUCUACCAUGUACAACACUGUUCUCAGAACUAGUUAGAGCAGCACUGGUCAAGCUGGGUUACAACUCAACAGAAUCUAUGAAUGCUAAAGGAGCUAUACAGAUUAAGAACUGGAGACCUUUGACCUUUGAGGCAAUCAGCAACAACUCCAAGUCAACAGUAGAGGAUAUACUAGGGGAGCUAACUCAGGUUGCCAAAUUGAGAAUUAGGCUUUGCAGCAAGGCCAAGAUAAGUUCUGUUGAUGAGGUCAAGGGGAGGUUACUCCAGUUAUUGCUGAACCAAUCACAGGGCCUGCUGAUGAACUCUGGCUGUCCAAUCGAAAAGUCUCUUCUUACCACAUUUGCCAAAGGUGAUGCUUAUGCUAAUUUAUCACCAGAACUUCGACAAGCUUUUGACAAGUGGUAUGCAGAGCAGAUUCGUAGCGUCAAGCCAGAGGAGAGUAGAAAUACACACGAGACAUCUCCAGAAAAACAGGUGGAGACCAUUCAACACACGGAGUCUACAUCUGUCUCAUCUACUAUGCCAUCUGCCAUUACUUCUUCACCUCACUUUCACUGUAAAACAAGAAUGAGAACUUCAUUCGACCCAGAACAUGAGAUUCCAAGACUUCAGAGAUGGUUUCAGGACAAUCAGCAUCCCACACGAGAACAGAUGAUUCAUUACUUAGACGAGUUAAACUCACUCGACGCUAGAAAAGGUAGAAGGCCGUUAGACUUGACAAAUAUUAUUUAUUGGUUUAAAAAUGCAAGAGCUGCCCAUAGGAGAGCUUCUAGACAAUUUGACGGAGAUGGUUCAUUUGAUUUGGAGGAUGGCCAGGGAACUAGUCCAACUGGUGACCAAAACUUACCUUAUCUUCCUAAUAAGAAUGCAGUGUACAUGCUGCCUUACCCGAUUCAUGGCCACCAUUUCCCUACAACUGAGGAUUCUCGUCUCCCUUCUGAAACUGCCAAAGGUCAACAAAACAUAUCAAACGAAGAUUCUCGGGAACCCUUUGAUUUAUCACAAUCUCGUACUUCUAGUCAAAGCAAAUCUCCUGUGGAAAUAAAGAGAGAAGUUACCUCCCCUUUAAUCAAAGAAACAGGGAGUGUCCAACUGAAACAGGAAGCAGACGACACUGAAAACAACAACAAGAGCAGUCCUGCAGUGAAUGGUUGUAAUAAAUCUGAUGUAUCUAGUCCAAGAGAAACAAAUAAUUAUGAUGGCAAUAGUAAGAUGAAUUCUGAUUCAGAAAUGGAUGAUUCUGAGUUUGAAGAUGAUAAAUCUAAUGUUGGGUCAGAUUCUAGUCAUGAAGCUGCCAAUCUGUCAAUCAAAAAUAUGGAGAAUCAGGGUUUCCUUAGCAACGGACUUGCACAUUUGCCAAAAACAUCAGCAGGGCUUCAUCAACCAUUGCACAUUCCGCAUUUCCCACACCCAUUAGCUAUGCACUAUUUUCCAAUGAAUACUCAUUUUAUGGCACAGCAAGCUGCAAGGUACAAUCAACAACAACAACAACAGCAACAGACGUCACAGAUGUCAAGGUCAAACUCAUCAAGCAAUACUCAUCGCAAGAGACGCACACGUGUGUUUAUAGACCCCAUGUCAGAAAUACCGAUACUAGAAAAAUGGUUUGCAGAAGACACUCAUCCAUCUUCAUACAUGAUUGAUAAAUAUACAGAUGAACUCAAUCGUUCUGAAUAUAGACAAAAGUUUCCAAGAUUGGAACCGAAAAAUAUUCAGUUGUGGUUUAAGAAUCAUCGUGCUAAAGUGAAACGAAUGCGCUUGUCGCAGGAUUACGAUCAUAUGGAUCAAGUAAUGUUAGAUUCAGACGACCAGAGUGACAUUAUCAAAAGGGAGAUUCAUUCAUAACAUUGUUGGUGAUAAUAUUACGUGUUAUGUUAUAUAUAUAUAUUAUUGGACUAUGUAGGACUCGUGUUGUGUAAUAUUGCAUCUUAGGUGCUAGUUUUAAAAAAAUAUAUGUGUGAAAUUUACAGAAUGUGAAUUUUUCAGGGAAUUUUAACGCUUAAAUAAGGUAUUGAUUUGAUUGGUGUUUUUUUCUCCUACACAUUCUCAUCUUCUUUGAUUUUUGCAAGAGCAUAAAAGAAUUGAUGAUUUAAAGCAAUACAUGGGCUUUUGUUUUAAGAAGUUUCUUUUUCAAUUUUUUUUAAUUUUUCCUGCAAUAUUAGUUUUAAUUUAUGAAACUUGAACUGUUACCCAUUACGCAAUAAGGUAUUCAUUAAGCAAUAUUUUUCAUUCUUUUGUCAAAUUUUUAUACACAAAUGCCAUAAAAAAUAAUUUUUCUGAGAUGGAGUCUCUUUGAGAGGUUGUAUUAUUUGGUGCCAAAAGGUAUCGAAAACACAAAAAGCAAUAAGUUUUGAAUGUUUAUGUAUAUAAAUAAAAGGAGAUGUGGGGUUAUGUCUGAAAAUGUUUGUAUUUUAUUAGUUAGAAACACUGUCUCGAAAAAAUUGGCAUAAUAUUAAAAAUGUUGCCAUGUAAUAAUAUACUUUAGCAAUAAUGUUGAAAUAUUGUGUAUUAUUUUUAAUGUUAUGUAUCAUGCAAUCAAUUAUUUACUCACUAAAAAUAACUUUAUUUAAAAAUUGUCCUGAAAAGUCUAUCAGAUUAUUUUAAUCAUGUGUCAAAUUCAUGUGCAUGGCAUAAGUAGAAAAAUCAGGAUAGUUUUUUUUUGGUGACAGGAAUUGUCUUUUUUAUAGAUAUUUAUUUUUGAACUCUCAAGCAUCAAUUCAAACAAUAUGUAUCAGUCAGUUUCAUGUGUGUGCGUGUCUGCUCUGUUAUCUGUUUGUUAAGUCUCUUCAUUUAAAAAAAAAUAUAUCAUUUUUAGCAUACACAAAUAAACUCUGACUUUAUUAAUCUCUACUCUUGCAAAACUAUCUGGGUUACUUCCCUUUAAACAGAAUUUUUCUGAUAUUUCUAAAUAUACAUUGAAUUUUAAUAAAGGCAUGUUAUUGCUUAACAUGGAAUUGCUUGCUUAUAAAGCAUGCAUUGGACAUUUCAUUGAUAAAGAGAAUAAUUGUAAAUAUCCCUUUAGAUGACUACUGUCAUGUGACUUUAGAUUACUAUUGUCAUGUGACUUUAGAUUACUAUUGUCAUGUGACUUUAGAUUACUAUUUUCAUGUGACUUUAGAUUACUAUUUUCAUGUGAACUAAUUCCUGGAAGACAACCAUUCCCUAGUAUUUUAACUGCUCAGAUUGGCAUGGCUUAUUUGUUUAGACAAGGACUUUUGUCUGCAUUGCAUGAUUGUAUAACAAUGGUGUCUGUUUUUAAAAAUUUGUGGAACAUAUUUAAAUGUUCAAGUUUUUAAAAACCCAACAAUUUGAUAACAUAAGGUGAUUUUACCUAGUAAUGUCACACUCAUUCAUAGUUAGUGCAUGAAAAAUAUUAUUCUGCUAACAAAAUUAAACCUCUAACCCGAAAAAAACAUUUGCCAUUAAAAGCAUGAAACAUUACAUUUAUGAAUAAAAUAUUUUCAAAUUUGUAUGAAAUUUUUCAUUCUUGUAAAUCUAGGUUUAAAUAUCAAAACCAGACUCAACUGUUUAAUUUAUAUAAGUCCAUUGGACUAUCAGUAUGUCAGUUCAGACAUUAGUCUUUCUCUGUCCAAUCAGAUUAGGUGUUACAAAUUUGCAUGCUAACACUGAUCAUGCUUUGGAUCACAUGCUUAGAAGUAAGGGAGAUCACACAUUGCAUCAUUUAAACAAAUGAAUACCUCAGUGGGAUUUUUUUAGAGUGUAUAAGAUUAAGGAGAUGAAGCAACACAUUACCCGUUUGUCUUUCAAACUAAAAAAAGGUGAAUACAAAUCAUUUUAUCAUUUUUUUAAGGGACACAUGAAAAGAAGCAUGUUUUGUUGUUAUCAUUAAAAAUAUAUGACAUCAUUUAGGCUGAAUGAUUUAUAAUUUACUGUGAAGAGUUCAGCACUGUGUUAUAAUUGUCCAAAGUUGAAUUUAUUUAUGUUACAACUCCCCCCUAGUUUACUGGAAAUAGGUACACGUUUCUUGAAGUCAAUCUUCAUAGAGAAAUAACUUUUUUUCUGUGUCUCUAAACCUUAGACUUGUGCUUUGCUAUUUUUGUGUUCACUGUAAAAAUCUAGUGCUCUAGUUUUAAUUGUACAUAUAUUGCCAGUUAUAAACACUAAUUUAUAUCAUGAUCAUUUGUAUAUAACAUUUAUUGACCAGAAAUUUGGUUAUUAAAAAAUGGAUAUGAAAAUAUGGUGUUAAAACUUGUCAGAUAUUAUGUUAUUUAUGAAAACAUUAUUUUUAUCUCGACUAAUGAUGUUAAAUAGACGUAUGGAUUUUAAAUCCAUUAAAAUGCUGCAUGAAAAAAUAAUAAAUGCUUGAUAUAUAUUUAUUUCCGUAUGUCAAAUUGCAACAGUUAUUUUCUGUAUGUAGUUUUAAAAUUCAAAUUAUAAAGAUGUAUUUUAUAGCUGUUUUCUUUUUUUAAAUCGAAAAAAUUUGAAAUCAUGCUUAUGAACUGAAAAUGACAAAUUGCCACAUUUUCCUUUAUAAAUGGGAAUUUAUAGGCACUCAUUUUUCAGGUUAUUAAAAAAAAUUAAACAUCCUUUGUAAUUUCUGACAGUUUCUUUUAUCUUUCCUCACAGGGGUUGAGGUGAUAAACAAUUCUAUUUUUAUCCUUUAAAAAACUGAAUGAUAUGAAUUAAAUCUAUAUAUAAAAAAUAACUGUUGUUUGCUUGUCUUAUAAACAGCACUAAUAUUUAUAUGUAUAUAAAAAAAUUAGAGUAACAGAUAGAGAUUUUUCUUUACAAGAAAACACAAUGAAUAUCCCUUUCAAAUAUUUGACAAUCAAAUUCAAAUUUGAACAUUAUUUUCUAUUUUUUAUAGUAAUAUGUGGCUUUGGAAAGUAAAUUCCCUGAAUAAAACUAAGGACAAAGUUAUUUAUAACUGAUUUCGAUAACUUAGAAGAUAGCUAAACAUUGACAUGUUUUUUUAGUUUUAUCGAUAAUUUAAAAUGUUAUCACUCACUAAACUUUGUGACUUAGUUUCUCGUGUCAUGCUAUAAAUAUUAGUGCUGUUUAUAAACCCUCUAUACUUUCCAAAUUGUAAACAUUCCUCUUGUAUAUUGGUGUAUACUGCUUACCAUACAAGUCCAUAAUUGAAAGCCUGUCAUUUGAUCAUUUAAAAAAAGAAAUAACUAUAUUUGAUUAAAACACUAAUGAAAUGAAUUUCUUAGUUAUGAAGUUUUUGAAAGAAAGUUGUAGUAUUAUACGUAACCUGACUUGUCUGAAACUAGAUGACUAUGGGUAAUUUUAUUGUUCAUACACUAAGAUGAAAGUAACGAUACGUCAUUGGUUGAAUUUCAAUUGUUUAGAAUGUUUUGAAACAAUCACAAUGUUUUGGUAUAUGCUUUUGAAUAUAUUAUCCAGAAUGCAUUAGAUUCUGAAACGGUGAAUUGGGAUUAAAAGUUGAUCCAUUUGAGCUACACAUAUGACCUGUGGGCAAGCAGUAUAUACUAACAAUAUUUUUAGUUAUUAGUCAUAGACGUAGGUGCUAACGGUAUACAUUAUUUUUAUUUUAACUGUUGUAUUACAUUUAGAAGACAUUUGCAAUAAUUAAUUGUUGUUUUAAUACUCUUUACAGCUAUUUUUAGACUUGUUUUGACUUGUUGACGAAUUUUAAACUCGCAAUAAUAAAUUUGUGGCAAUUAUAUAGUUUUAGAAAAAUGUUAUGAUUUGAAAUGCAACAUUUCAUUAUAAUGGGAACUAAUAUCUGCAUUUUAAUUUUAUUUUGAAUUAUAUGAUUUGUUAAUGAGAUUUGCAAUUCUUGUUAUUUAUUUUCCUGUCAUUCUAAGACAUUUCAGAGAUUGAAUUAUCUCCCUUCUUGAUUUUUUAAUUAUCUCCCUUCCUGAUUUUUUAAUUAUCUCCCUUCCUGAUGAUUGAAGUAUUUCUCUUCUUGAUUUUUCUAGGGAAAAAUAAAUUGGCUUAUUUUAUUAUCUCUCUUCUUUUAUAGUUUAUAUGCAUCUAUAACAUUCCCUUGGUUCAUGCAUUAUCAAACUAUUUAAUUUAGGAAUAUUGAAAUCAGAAGAUCUUCUAGACAGAAGAUCACUCAAUAAGGGAGAUAAUUGAAUCAUAGCUUUAUUUGUCUUUUAAAUAUACAGGGUACUUGUUAAUUUUUAAAUGUGAUUAUAAACAAAUGCUUUAUUGUAUGGGGGUUAUUUCUUGUUAUGUUAGUUAUUAGAACUGUUUUGAAUAGAGAUUGUUUCAAAUGUCAAUAUAUGUAGAAUGAAAUGAUCGAAUCAUGGUAAGAAAUGUAUUUAGUGAAAUGAAGCUUUUUAAUACCUAUACAUUUAAUGUCAAAAGUAUGCAAAGUCAAAUAUAUAAAGCAAUAAGAUAUUUAUAUUUCAACUACUUUUUGUUUGAAGGAUGAUUAGAAUAGAGUUAAAGAUUAUUUUUUCAGCAUUUUUUUUUUAAAUGAGCAAAACAAUUUACAAUUAAUGUUUUGUUUUAAUACAACUGACAUCAAUUUAAAGUGGUAAUUUUUUUGUCACAUUAAAAUAAAAACACAAUAUAUAAUUGUAGGAUCAUAAAUAUUUUGAAAUUAAUCAUGUAAGUUGAGGCAAGCAGGUAAGGAAUAUGUUCUAACUUUUUCUGGAUAAUUAGGAAUUUCUGUCUCUAUAUAACUUUUUACAUUGAAUUGAACUCUGACAAAAUCAAUGAAAAUAUGAUACAAAUAUUUAUUUUGUAAUAGUUUUAAAAUAUUUUGAUUGCAGAAUUUGUUUAAAUCAUGUUCGUUUGAAAUAUUCAAAAAUUGAAAUUAUACUCAGCAGUGUUUAUGAUCUGUGUAGCAAAAAAUCAUUCACAAAUGGUUAGUUUUGAUAUAGAAGCCUUUUUUAGGUUAAAUUUACAAAUUAAAAUUUUAAAUUAGUUUCAUAAAAUGAUUAUAGAUAACAAUGUUUUCAUACUAAUAAUAUGUUUAUAUGAUGCUCAGAUUGUUUAAAAAGCCAAGUAAAAUAUAGCAUAACUUCGAGAAUGCUUUGUAUUGAAAAGGGAGAUAAUCUUCUUUAUCUUAAAAAGGGAGGUAAUCUUCUUAUUACCUCCCUUGACAACAUCUACAUCAUUACUUGACUCUCAUUAUGAUAUUUAUACUCACAGAUACCACUUUUUAUAAUUCAGAAAAUUUCUUUUAUUCAGUUUCAAGUCUCUCACCCUAAGAAUUUUAGUUAUACUCCAAAGAAUGAAUUUUAGUUAUUUUUUGGGAGGGAUUAAAAUAAAAAGAUUUUGAUGGUCGCCUCUGUAUAAUUUAGACAUCUGUAUGCUACAGACAUACAGAUUUGUAUUUAAGCUGUGUAAAACUAUUGUUACAUGUUGAUGAUAUAUUAAGUGUCAUAGAUUAUUGUUGGACAUGCCAAAAAAUAUUGUACAUGUCAAAAUAUGCAAUAAAAUAGUGAAAAAACA